Molecule: messenger RNA, 3500 nt
Organism: Pan troglodytes (chimpanzee)
Lineage: Eukaryota; Metazoa; Chordata; Mammalia; Primates; Hominidae
Product: RNA-binding motif protein, Y chromosome, family 1 member F/J
Exons: 12
Coding region: 272-1765 (497 amino acids)
Molecular function (GO): RNA binding
Source: RefSeq, a predicted model, not a curated record
GAGAUGAUGGAGCUGCAGGCCGGCUGGGGCGGAGGGGCCUCAGGACCCGCCCACAGCCUUCGCAGGAACUGGCUGACGCCCACCGCCUUCGCAAUGAUUGGCCGCUGGAGGUAGGCGGGAUUUCCGGGCACGGCUUCUGGCGUCCUUCCUUCUCAGUGUAGCUGCCGCUGUCCUUCCCGCAGUUGGCCCUGUGGUGUUCCGAAGCCGGUUCCGUACGGCCUGAGGGCCAGGCGAACCUCAGGCUCUUUGUCCUACUAAAAAGCGCAGCACAAUGGUAGAAGCAGAUCAUCCUGGCAAGCUUUUCAUUGGUGGCCUCAAUAGAGAAACCAAUGAGAAGACGCUUAAAGCAGUAUUUGGGAAACAUGGUCCCAUAUCAGAAGUUCUUUUGAUAAAGGAUCGAACCAGCAAAUCCAGAGGCUUUGCAUUUAUUACUUUUGAGAACCCUGCAGAUGCUAAGAAUGCUGCCAAAGAUAUGAAUGGAAAGUCUUUGGAUGGAAAAGCAAUAAAAGUAGAACAAGCCAAGAAACCAUCUUUUCAAAGUGAUGGUAGGCGGAGACCACCAGCUUCUUCGAGAAACAGAAGCCCUUCAGAAAGUCUGAGAUCUGCAAGAGGAAGCAGUGGAGGAACAAGAGGGUGGCUUCCCUCACAUGAAGGACACCUGGAUGAUGGUGAAUACACUCCUGAUCUCAACAUGAGUUAUUCUAGGGGACUCACUCCAGUUAAAAGAGGUCCAUCUUCAAGAAGUGGAGGUCCUCCUCCGAAAAAAUCUGCUCCUUCUGCUGUGGCAAGAAGCAGUAGUUGGAUGGGAAGCCAAGGUCCCAUGUCACAAAGAAGAGAGAAUUAUGGAGUUCCUCCACGCAGAGGGACAAUAUCUUCCUGGAGAAAUGAUCGCAUGUCACCAAGAUAUGAUGGUUAUGCAACUAAUGAUGGAAAUCAUCCAAGUUGCCAAGAAACGAGGGAUUAUGCUCCACCAUCUAGAGGCUAUGCAUACCGUGAUAAUGUUCAUUCUAAUCGGGAUGAACAUUCCUCUAGAGGAUAUAGAAAUCAUCGAAGUUCCCGAGAAACUAGGGAUUAUGCUCCACCAUCUAGAGGCCAUGCAUACCGUGAUUGUGGUCAUUCUCGUCGGCAUGAAACUUAUUCCAGAGGAUAUAGAAAUCAUCGAAGUUCCCAAGAAACUAGGGAUUAUCCUCCACCAUCUAGAGGCCAUGCUUACCAUGAUUAUGGUCAUUCUCGUCGGCAUGAAAGUUAUUCUAGAGGAUAUAGAAAUAGUCCAAGUUCCCGAGAAACCAGGGAUUAUACUCCACCACCUAGAGACUAUGCAUACCGUGAUUAUGGUCAUUCUAGUUGGGAUGAACAUUCCUCUAGAGGAUAUAGUUAUCACGAUGGCUACGGUGAGGCCCUUGGUAGAGAUCAUUCUGAACAUCUACGUGGAAGUUCUUAUAGAGAUGCAUUUCAGGGAUACGGGACCUCUCAUGAUGCACCACCUGCACGAGGGCCUCGGAUGUCUUAUGGUGGAAGCACCUGCCAUGCAUAUAGUAAUACACGAGAUAGAUAUGGCAGAAGUUGGGAGAGUUACUCAAGGAGCUGUGGUGAUUUUCCUUAUUGUGAUCGUGAGCAUGUUUGCAGAAAAGACCAAAGGAAUCCGCCUUCUCUGGGUAGGGUGCUCCCUGAUCCUCGUGAAGCAUAUGGUAGCUCAAGUUAUGUGGCAUCUAUAGUAGAUGGUGGGGAGAGUCGAUCUGAAAAAGGAGACUCGAGCAGAUAUUAAAGCAAGCAUUCAAAAUAAUAGUUAUUGCAUACCAAACCUUGUUUGCAAAUCAAAAAUUGAAAUGUUAUUUCUGCAUCGUUACCUGCAUAUUACUGACAGAAACAUGUUGGUUUUGUGGAGAGAGGUAGAUACUGACUUCCUCCAUGAAUUUUUUGAGGUAUUCAAAGGAAAAGGAAUUGUUUUCAAAGUAAUUUCAUACUUGUUGAUGCUAUUUGAAAAGUGUUUAGAUGUAAUAUCUACCUUAAAUUUUUCACAAUAAAAUUUUACAUGUACUGCAAGAUGCCUGGUGUUAUUGGUUAGCCGCACAUGCUUAAAACAAAUUCAAUAGGAGAGUAAAUUGUGUAGUUUGUUGUACGUUUUCCUUUGUUUCUUUGAACACAGAUGCAAAAUUAGGGAUGUGUUACGUCGCCCUUGCAAGCUGCUCAAGUUUUCUAAUUAGGCUGUUUCUCUUUAAAAACUAACAAGGUUAAAAUGUUGGAGAAGUCUUCAGAAAGACUACAAAACUGUCUGCCUCACCAUAAAAUGUUUAUUUUUUAGAGGAAUAGUACAGGUCAAAGGAAAUAAUUAGAUGUAUUGAUACUAAAGUUUAAGACAUCCAGAACAUUCUGUGUGAAGCAUUCUGUGACUGAAGAGGAUAACGGUAAUGAAAACUUUUUUUUUCACCUAAAUCAGAAGUGAACCAGCUAAGUUUCUCAGGUGCAUACCAUAAUGAAUUUAAAUGUUCGUAGUUUAAAUAGUGGAAAGUAAGUGUUUUGUCUUGUGAGGUACCCACGUUAAUUUUUUCUUGAAUAUUUUGCCAAUGGAUGUUGCAAAUAAUGGUGUAGUAAUAUGUUCUUACAGAUAGGAAUAAUCUAGAGUGGUUGGGAUAGUAUCACAUUUUUUUGAGAUGAAGUGUAGCUUUGUCACCGAAGCUGGGGUGCAGUGGCUCUGUCUUGGCUUAUGGCAACCACUGCCUUCUGGGUCCAAGCUAUUCUCCUGCCUCAGCAUCCUGAGUAACUGGUAUUAGAUAUGUGUGCAGCACAGCUGGGCCAAUUUUUGUAUUUUUAGUGCAGACAGCGUUUCACCUUGUUUGCCAGGCUGUUCUUAAAAUCCUGAUCCACCCUCCUCAGACUCCCGAAGUGCUAAGAUCAUAGGCAUGUGCCUCCACUGUCAGCCUAUCGUAUUUAAUUGAUAAUACGAAUGGAAACACUUUAAACCUCAUACUUAGAGGAAAGUGAAGUGUAUAAAACAUAAACAACAGCAUAAAGUUUCCGAUGGGAUUGCUUAAAGUUUUAAGACAUCAUUGAAUGAUAAAAAUAUUUAGACCGAAAUAACUAAAUGAAUUAAUUUUCCUGAUUAUACAAACUAAAGAAAUGAAAUACAUCAAGUUCCAGAAGUUUUGCAGUCCAUAAUUCUUACAAUUGACAGACUAAUCUGCAAGGAGGAAGUAUGUUCUUGAAAAAUUUUGACACAAUCAUCAAUUUUUAUAGGGUAAGUUUACAAAUAAUUUUAAAGGGAGAAGUUACCAACUUUGAUUUUCAAGUGAGUUAUUCGUGUUAUGAAGUGUUUUCAUUCACCUGUAGCAUUGUGAGGAUGAAGUGAAAAGAUAAAUCCCCCGAGUCUUGUGUAUCUUACUGUCCAUGGGUGAUGGCUCAGGUCUCUAAUUCUAACACUUGGGGAGGCCGAGGCUUGCAGAGCACUUUAGGACAGGAGUUGAAGACCAGGCUGGCCAACACCAUGAAACCCCAUCUCUACC